CAACGGCCCAAUCACAAACGGCCUCUGAUAGCCCUGGGUCAUGUGAGCGAGCAAGAUGGCGGCGCCCACGGGGAGCUCGUGAGGCGGCCUGAAGCGAUCCCGGUGAGAUCCUGCCCCCUCGCCUGGCUUUUCGGUUCCUGCAUCCUGCCAAGCCCGAACCGAAGCAGGCUCGGUCCCACAGUGUGUGGUCCCUUCCAUGGGAGACAGUUCUCCACAAACUCCCCCAACAGGAGUCCUUCCCACAGGCUGCAGUUCUCUAUGAACUCCUCCAGUGUGGGUCCUUCAGUAGCAGUGGCUGUUCCACUGGGCUCACAGGACUUCAAGAUGACAGGAAGAGAGUUUCUUGAACUAGAUUCUCCACAACAGAGACUAAUUUUGGAAAGAUUUAAGCGGAUGGAAAUCAUACAAAAGAUGUUCAAUGAGCUUCCUAAAGAAGAUCAGAACCUUUGUAAUCAUGGAAAAUACUUCCUAGCAGCAAAUUCAAGCUUAUGUGGCUUAGCAGCAAAUAAUUUCUUCAGGAGCAUCCUACAUGUCAGAAAGGCUUCCCUGGUGUCUGCUAUGCCAAUGGCUGUUAUUCCAUUUCUUUCAACAGCAGCAAUUUAUGAAGCUUUUGUGCAUGACCCUUUAUUUUCAGGUCAGCUGAACUGUGAGGUCUGUGCUGUGAUCAGAGGAGGAUUAGUAGGUGCUGUUGUGGGUGGUUUCUAUCCCAUUUUCCUGGCUAUCCCCUUGAAUGCAAGCCUUGCAGCCAGGUAUAUGUCAGCUCCCUUGCCAGGGAAAGAAAAUCUGUUACGCUACUGGCUCACAACUUCUCAGCCUGUCUUUAGAAAGAUGAGUGUGGGUAUACUGGUACAAGCUCUGACUGGAUUAUAUCUUGCCACUAAACAGCAUGGAAUAUAUAUCAAAAUGCUGCUGCAGAUGAACAGUAGCAGGGAUCCUGAAGAGCUACCUGAAUGAAGUAAAGCAACUUCUCAAUUGCCUUGGAUAAGUAACCAUAAUAAACAAGAAAAAGAA
Molecule: messenger RNA, 1011 nt
Organism: Vidua chalybeata
Lineage: Eukaryota; Metazoa; Chordata; Aves; Passeriformes; Viduidae
Product: transmembrane protein 126A-like
Exons: 7
Coding region: 259-954 (231 amino acids)
Biological process (GO): mitochondrial respiratory chain complex I assembly
Cellular component (GO): mitochondrion
Source: RefSeq, a predicted model, not a curated record